UAGGAAUGGGUUUGGGGGUGGGGAGUUGUAAUUAAAUAAGAAAAUUCUUCCAAAGACAGUUCUUUGAACACAACCAUUUUGGGGGAUGUGAAGAACACAAGAUAAAUUUUACAUGACAUGGUAAAAUUGCGAAGUGUUUUAAGACUUUGUUUCAGUAAUCACUAAUUUUAGAGCUGAUAGGAUUAUCUUAGAGCAGGCAUUUAUAAAAGGUAUGACUAUAAAUAAAGCAUUUGUUUCUAUUAGAAUUUGUGAUGCUUUAUAUGAGGUUAUGUCAGAUCACAAAUUAAUGUAUUGGUUUUACCAACAGUCUUUUUUUUUUUCUAAUCUUUAUUCAAUUCACAUAGGAUUUUCAGGUUAGUGGGAAAACACUGGAGCUAUAGACUUUGUAAGAAAACAAAAUUGUGGGAGCACGGGCGGUGAUGUGGGAGGAACGCUGCUGCCUGACCGCGGUGCCCAUCUUUUAACUCCUCGCUGGGUUUCUGAACUCUUGUUGAGUGGAGGCCAAAGUCUGAGGGAUAUUAACGGGAAAUGAGGGGGAGUCUGCAGCUACAGUAGCAACCAACAGAGCACCAGCUAAUAAAAGUCACCAUACAGAGGAUAAAACCCUUACCAAGUGCUUUCAUCUGAGGCUGCUCUGAGCAGCAGUAACCCAGGUUUUACUGUACCACAGAGAAAUCUAAUUUACAAACUUUUGCUUGAAUUACCCGUGAAUUAGGGGUAUCCAUGUGCAGUGGAUGGAAACACUAGAACACCAAGUCAAAGAAGGAGACUCAUUUAUGAAACGCUCUCAUUUAACUUGUUUUUUAAAUGUUUAUUUUUGAGAGAACGAGAAAGGUGCAUUGAGAGGGGGGAACAGAGGAUCUGAAGUGGGCUCUGCACGGAGCCUGAAUAGGGGCUCCAAUUCUCGAACCAUGAGGCCAUGACCUGAGCUGAAACCACAAGUUGGCCUCUUAACCAAUUGAGCCACCCAGGUACCCCACAGAAUACUCUCUUAAAUUUUAAAAGUCUGAAGGCUUAUAAUAGGAUCUAAUGCAUUGUGAAAUAAUGUAUCAGGCAAGUGAAAGCCCCACUAAACAGAAGGAAGGAAAGAACAGAAAAUGUCAGCAAAACAUUUUUUUUUAAACCCAUUAGGUCUUACUGAGCUUACCGCCAUCACAAGAAUCAGACUCCCUGGUGGAGCAUGCGACUCUUGAUCAUGGGGUCAUGAGUUCAAGCCCCAUGUUGGGUGUGCAGCCUACUUAAUUAAAAAAAAAAAAGUUAUGAAAGUAUCAGACUGUCCUUAUUCAAGUCUCAGCCAAACAGGCAAAAAGUUAAUGGCGAAGUGUCGAAUGCUUAUCCAGGAGAAUCAAGAGCUUGGAAGGCAGCUGUCCCAGGGGCGUAUUGCACAGCUUGAAGCAGAGUUGGCUUUACAGAAGAAAUAUAGUGAGGAGCUUAAAAGCAGUCAGGAUGAACUGAAUGACUUCAUCAUUCAACUUGACGAAGAAGUAGAGGGUAUGCAGAGCACCAUUCUAGUUCUCCAGCAACAACUGAAAGAGACACGUCAGCAGUUGGCUCAGUACCAGCAACAACAGUCUCAGGCUGCAGCCCCAAGUACCAGCAGGACUACCCCUUCUGAGCCUGGAGGACAGGCGGAGGCCACAGGUAAAGACUGCAGCCGGCUGGCCAACGGACCAAGUAAUGGCAGUUCCUCCCGGCAGAGGACGUCUGGGUCUGGCUUUCACAGGGAGGGGGACACAGCCGAAGAUGACUUUCCUUCUUCUCCAGGGAAUGGGAAUAAGGCCUCGAACAGCUCUGAGGAGAGAACUGGCAGAGGAGGUAGUAGUUACGUAAAUCAACUCAGUGCGGGGUAUGAAAGUGUAGACUCUCCCACGGGCAGUGAAAACUCUCUCACACACCACUCAAAUGACACAGACUCCAAUCCUGACCCUCAAGAGGAGAAAACAGUGAGUGGGAAAGGUAACCGAACUGCGGGUUCCCGCCACGUUCAGAAUGGCUUGGACUCAAGUGUAAAUAUACAGGGUUCAGUUUUGUAAUGUUUUUUCCAACAAAUUUUUAUACAGUGUCAUUUAAUUUGGGAGAGGAUACUGUCUAGAAAAUUAACGCAUACUUUUGUCACAAUUUGCCUUUUUUUUGUGGGUGUGGUUUUUUUUCCUUUCCCUCCCUGCGCCCCCUUUGCUUCAAUACCUCUGCCACUUUGGAAAUUGUAACAGUUAAUUACCUUGAAUGUUGCUAAAAGGACAUUUUGUGUAGGGUCAAGUUAUUUUUAUAUGAGUUAAUGUGAAGGUGUAAAUGGAAAUCUUUCCCUAAAGUAUAACAAUGAUGUCUGUAUAAAUCUGUGUCUAUCCUAGAACCUGUGCUGUGUAAGGGCAUUCUUAUUCAUGCUGUUAUUAUCCUUAUGCACCAUUCAGACUUGUUAGAGUAGAUGUGGGUUUAUGACUGCCAAGUUUUCCCAGUACAGUAGUUUAAUCACUAAAAGUUGGACUUGAUGGAGUCCUAUAGUAGUUUCAGUGUUAGAUACAGUUUUUUCCACCAUACAUCUGUGCAUUUUCUCUUUAGGUGACUGAAUGUUUAAGAAAUUUGUGUGCAUAGUUACUCAGUUUUUAUGAACUGUUGUAUCCUGUUAAUGCAUAUUGCUCUGUGACUCCAGUAUCUUACCUGUACUGACCAAACCUAAAUAAAGAUUUUUAUUGUAA
Messenger RNA from Suricata suricatta (meerkat), 2693 nucleotides. Its product is annotated as pre-mRNA-splicing regulator WTAP-like. The transcript is spliced from 3 exons. The record is from RefSeq and is a predicted model, not a curated record. The coding region runs from base 1260 to 2033 and encodes 257 amino acids. Lineage: Eukaryota; Metazoa; Chordata; Mammalia; Carnivora; Herpestidae. Gene Ontology annotation, biological process: regulation of alternative mRNA splicing, via spliceosome. Gene Ontology annotation, cellular component: nucleus.